Messenger RNA from Lindgomyces ingoldianus, 750 nucleotides. RefSeq names its product HET-domain-containing protein. Lineage: Eukaryota; Fungi; Ascomycota; Dothideomycetes; Pleosporales; Lindgomycetaceae. Bases 1 to 750 code for a protein of 249 amino acids. The transcript has 5 exons. The record is from RefSeq and is a predicted model, not a curated record.
AUGAGCACACCGUCUGCAGACGGCAGAACAACCGCUCUGCCUUACCUGACUCCAGAACGCAAAGAUGUCCCAAUUAACUAUCGGUAUUUGACUCUCAGUCACUGCUGGGGUUCUGGCCCAGUAUACACUCUGCGAUCGGAUAACCUCGACAGCUUAAAACUGGACAUCCCGUUCUCGGAACUUCCUCAAACAUUUCAAGACGCUUUAGAGAUUGACUCCUUGUGCAUCCCUCAGGAUAAUAUACACGAAUGGGCCAGGGAGGCGGAGAGAAUGGCCGAUUAUUACAAAAAUGCUGUCCUCAAAAUUGCGGCUACUGCUUUUGCGCCAUCCGAUACUGGUCUUUUUAUUUCGAGAGCACCAGAUGUUCUAAAGCCCCUGAAGGAUAUAUUCUGGUUCGCGCGGGUAGAGAAAGCACCAUUAAACAAGCGGGCUUGGGUGGUACAAGAAAGAUAUUUCUCCCCCCGCAUCCUACACUUUGGCAAAGAUCAACUCUUGUGGGAAUGCCAAAAGCGUCAGGCAUCAGAAAUAUCACCAAAUGCACUACAUCGGACAGGUCACCGUGGAGAAGUUCGACUAUCGUGGCACAGGAUUGUUGAAGAGUACACACAGGCCAGUCUUACAUACCAGAGCGACAAACUUAUCAGCAUCGCUAGAAUGACCACCAGAUUCCAGUGGAUCUUGGGAGACAGGUGCAUCUUCAGGCUCUGGGAGGGCACCUUCCUCAUGGAUCUUCUCUGGUAUCGCGAGUAG